Salvelinus namaycush (lake trout) is the source of this 2096-nucleotide messenger RNA. RefSeq names its product MIS18 kinetochore protein A (gene mis18a). Gene Ontology annotation, biological process: chromosome segregation; CENP-A containing chromatin assembly. The transcript is spliced from 5 exons. The record is from RefSeq and is a predicted model, not a curated record. Gene Ontology annotation, cellular component: nucleus; chromatin; chromosome, centromeric region. NCBI's taxonomy places the organism in Eukaryota, Metazoa, Chordata, Actinopteri, Salmoniformes, Salmonidae. The coding region runs from base 26 to 637 and encodes 203 amino acids.
CCAACCCGCUCAAGUUCGAAAAAACAUGUCGGGGAGAAAAGCACUUCGCAAAGAGUCAAACGUGACAUUUGAGGUCACCGUCGACGGUGGAGCUUAUGCUGACUCGACCGUCAUUAAGGACAACUCUAAACAAGGGCUGUUAGGAGAAGACGACGAUAGCGACCCACCGGUCGUCUUUCUCUGCGGGAGUUGCAAGUUGCCAGUCGGUGACUCGCUGUCUUGGGCUGGGAGUGAGGACGAACAAAGUCAAAUACUGCUGAAACGUGUCAGUGACAAUGUUUUGAUUGGUAAAGAAACUCACAUCUCCGGUACCCGUAAGAAGGAUCUAGGCUGCCUGAUAGUCCACCUGAUCUGUUGUGGCUGCAGCUCUCUGCUAGGCAUGGUCUACAUCUCUACACCCAGGAAACUGGACUACAUCAGAUCCCUGUUCUGCCUCAAUGUGGCUGCCAUAGAGAGCUAUGUCCUGGGGUCUUCCAGUCAGCAGGUGGCAGCAGUGAGCCCCAAGCUGCAGCCGGUCACUCUGGAGUACAGACAGGCUGUAGAGCGACAACUGGAUGAGAUUAAGGCAGUGACUCUGUCUAUGGGGCAGAGGUUGUUGGUGCUGGAGGGUGACCAGCAGAGUAGAAGUCAGAUGUGAUGAUGCAUCGUGACGGACCACACUACGUCAUGGGGGGACCCGGUGAGGUCUCAUACACACAGGACUAAGGAACUCAACCCCCCCGACGCUUCACCCUCUCACCCGUUACUCCUCUACCGCCCUUUGUUAGUUCUGAAGGGGUACAAUCAGCCACAACCUGUUUGUUCCACAAGGAUUAAACACCUCUAGCACAUUAAAUGGCACCCUAUUCCCUAUAUAGUGCACUACUUUAGACCAGAGCCCUAUGGCACCCUAGUCCCUAUAUAGUGCACUACUUUAGACCAGAGCCCUAUUGGGUUAAUUAUUGUUAUAGGAUGCCAUUUGUGAUGAAGGCAUUGUUCCCUCCAAGUGGUUUAUGUCAUGUUGAGACUGUUCUGUGUGUUAGAACUCAUAGUUUGGAUACUGUGAACUGUUCUGUGUGUUAGAACUCAUAGUUUGGAUACUGUUAACUGUUCUGUGUGUUAGAACUCAUAGUUUGGAUACUGUUAACUGUUCUGUGUGUUAGAACUCAUAGUUUGGAUACUGUGAACUGUUCUGUGUGUUAGAACUCAUAGUUUGGAUACUGUGAACUGUUCUGUGUGUUAGAACUCAUAGUUUGGAUACUGUGAACUGUUCUGUGUGUUAGAACUCAUAGUUUGGAUACUGUUAACUGUUCUGUGUGUUAGAACUCAUAGUUUGGAUACUGUGAACUGUUCUGUGUGUUAGAACUCAUAGUUUGGAUACUGUUAACUGUUCUGUGUGUUAGAACUCAUAGUUUGGAUACUGUUAACUGUUCUGUGUGUUAGAACUCAUAGUUUGGAUACUGUGAACUGUUCUGUGUGUUAGAACUCAUAGUUUGGAUACUGUGAACUGUUCUGUGUGUUAGAACUCAUAGUUUGGAUACUGUUAACUGUUCUCAUACAUCAUGUGACUCUAAACAAAACAUUCAUAAGUUGAAACAUAUCCUGUUGUCUUAAAGAGAUGGUUCCAUUCUCUUUGUUUAUGAUGGAAUUAUAUUCAACAUGGCAGGUUCCAGGACACAGAGUUAACCUAGUCCUGGAAUAAAAAGCAUUUUCUGUUAUUUUUAGUACUGGACUAGGUUUAGUCUGUGUUUGAGAAACUGCCCCAAAAUGUUGAACCUAAUUCCAUCAUAAAUAGCUGGCUAACUCCUUGAUCCUGCUUGGUAGUAUUCCCCGCUAGGCUAGGCUUGUGUCUGGGGGAACCAGGCCUUCAUAUCCCCCAGCUGGACUAGGCUUGUGUCUGGGGGAACCAGGCCUUCAUAUCCCCCCGCUGGACUAGGCUUGUGUCUGGGGGAACCAGGCCUUCAUAUCCCCCCGCUGGACUAGGCUUGUGUCUGGGGAAACCAGGCCUUCAAUUCAGACAUCAUUCAAGCUAUGAUUUUACUAUUAUUUUCCACUUUUAUCACUUCUUUGUUGUUCAAAUUGAUUUAUAUAAAUAAAUAAAGUUAUAUAAAACAUGA